AACAACCCAAAAGUACGGUGAAAAUUUUAUUGUUGUCGAAAGAUCUAUCCUAUUACGUAUCUAAAAUAAGUUAAAUUAAGUAUUAAGGUAACAAAAGGGACAUUCUAGAAUACAAGAAGAAAGCACAGUAAAAAUUUAACACGCCAGUAUAUGUAAUUUAAUCAGCACAGCGAAAACACGUGUUAGGGCGUUUAUCACGUUAGAUAAAUACUUUAAAAAGAUUACAGAAGGAAAGGUCAUAUAGUCUUAACACAGUAAGAUGCAGGACAACUUAAAGAAUUGAAUGCAAAUAUGGAAAUAGGAAGGUGACAUUAAUUUGGCUGAACGGUUAAGUGAUUAGAAAAUAUUAAGUGACAAAGGAACUUAGUAUUAAAAAUGAACAAAAUGUGGAAAAUAUUAAUCAUUUUGUCGUGUAUUUUAUUGUGUAGUGUGACAAACGCUAGUCGAGUGCAUGCUGUUAGUUUCCUCACCAAUGCUUCCUAUCAAGAAAUGGAGGUGAAGUCUGAGACCAGCUUGUCUCUACGUGAUAUACUUCCAGUUAAAGCUAAGUACUACGAUAAGAAUAGGGCUCCAAAACUUUUGGGACAGCCUACUAUAGUAUACUUUCACGUGACUGUACUAUCCUUGGACUCCAUCAAUGAAGAAAGUAUGACGUACGUAGCAGAUAUUUUUCUUGCUCAAUCCUGGCGAGAUCCUCGCCUUCGUCUUCCUGAGAACAUGCACGAGGAAUACCGCAUCCUCGACGUUGAUUGGUUGAAUAAGAUCUGGAGACCGGACUGCUUCUUUAAGAAUGCCAAGAAAGUGACCUUCCACGAAAUGAGCAUACCAAACCAUUAUCUCUGGCUGUAUCACGAUAAGACCUUAUUAUAUAUGUCCAAGUUGACCUUAGUGUUAUCCUGUGCUAUGAAGUUUGAGUCAUAUCCUCACGAUACUCAAAGUUGUUCAAUGAUGAUAGAGAGUUUAUCACAUACGGUGCACGACUUAGUAUUCAUCUGGAACCUAACAGAUCCUUUGGUUGUAAAUCCAGACAUCGAACUCCCUCAACUAGACAUAGCUAACAACUUUACCUCCGACUGCACUAUCGAGUACUCCACAGGUAACUUCACAUGCCUAGCCGUAGUUUUCAACUUACGCCGACGUCUUGGCUACCACCUGUUCCACACAUACAUACCAUCCGCGCUCAUUGUAGUGAUGUCCUGGAUAUCUUUCUGGAUUAAGCCGGAAGCUAUCCCUGCGAGGGUUACCCUCGGAGUAACCUCUCUUUUGACCUUGGCAACCCAAAAUACUCAGUCCCAACAAAGUUUACCACCAGUCUCCUAUGUCAAAGCUAUAGAUGUCUGGAUGUCUUCCUGUUCUGUCUUCGUUUUCCUGUCCCUAUUCGAGUUCGCUGUAGUCAAUAACUACAUGGGCCCUGUAGCUACAAAGGCCAUGAAGGGAUACUCUGAUGAAGAUUUGAGUAGAGAUUUAGAUGCUUACAAGCACAUAUUUCCAAACUCGGUGGACCCUCGAGCGAGUACGUCUGCCUCGCUUCCACAAUACGAAACCUUCUGUAACGGGAGAGAGACAGCAUUAUACAUAGACCGUUUCUCCCGUUUCUUCUUCCCAUUCUCAUUCUUCAUACUAAACGUCGUAUAUUGGUCCACGUUUCUAUAAUAAAUCUACUUUAUAUCUUUUAAGAUCUUCUCCUUUAUAUUAUAGUAUUUUAAUUGUAAUUGUAAAAAGUAUUUUUAUGUAUGUCUGUGUCAAACUUUUAUUUACACAAGUUAGCAACAAACGAUUUGACAAUGGCUUUCUUUAGCGAAAAAUUUAAAUGUAGAUGCAGUUUAGUCACGAGCCAUUCUUAUUUUAGAAGAAAACAGACAAAAAUAAAACUAGUUUAAACGAAACAUGUUAUCAUAAUUCAGAGCGUUAUUAUUGAUUAUUUACAUAUAUAGGUUGUAAAAAUUUUAUACAUAGCUUGUUUUUCUAAAUUUACCAUAAAUUUAGAAGUGAAACAUCUAUUCUUUGAUACCAUAUUGAGCAAAUUUAUUUAUAGUAAAACUGUG
Messenger RNA from Danaus plexippus (monarch butterfly), 2045 nucleotides. It is a transcript of the gene HisCl1, whose product is annotated as glycine receptor subunit alpha-2. The transcript has 8 exons. The coding region runs from base 376 to 1653 and encodes 425 amino acids. Gene Ontology annotation, cellular component: neuron projection; synapse; membrane. The record is from RefSeq and is a predicted model, not a curated record. Gene Ontology annotation, molecular function: transmembrane signaling receptor activity; chloride channel activity; extracellular ligand-gated monoatomic ion channel activity. Lineage: Eukaryota; Metazoa; Arthropoda; Insecta; Lepidoptera; Nymphalidae. Gene Ontology annotation, biological process: signal transduction; chloride transmembrane transport; nervous system process.